UAAUGAGGGGAGGGAUUGUAAAUGUUCUUCAGUGGAGUGAGGAGGGGGAAAAGUGAUAUAAGCCUGAACAUGUGAUUAGCCCAAUUAAUGAGUGAGCAAGGAAGAGGGAUUUCUUUUUUUUUUGCCUUGGUUUGUUUGAGGAGGGACACUAGGAUGAAUAGUACUACGGUGCUUUUAGCAGCUGGCACCCUGCUUCUGGUACUCCGUACUUCCUACGGACAGUUUCCCAGGGCUUGUAGUACAGCACAGGUCCUCUUAAGCAAGGAAUGUUGCCCAAUCUGGCCAGGAGAUAAUUCUCCAUGUGGAGAAGCCUCAGGCAGAGGAUCAUGCCAAGAUGUAGUCAUCUCCAACUCCCCUGUGGGCACCCAGUUCCCUUUCUUGGGCAUUGACGACCGUGAAAAUUGGCCCAUUGUCUUUUAUAACAGGACUUGCCAAUGCCAGGGUAACUUCACGGGCUACAAUUGUGGUGAGUGCAGGUUUGGCUACGCUGGACCAAACUGCACCAUCAGGCGCAACUUGAUCAGAAAGGAGAUCUUCAAGAUGACCACGGCUGAAAAGGACAAGUUCAUCGCCUAUCUCAACUUGGCCAAGCGUACCAUCAGCCCAGACUAUGUUAUUUCCACCGCCACUUACGAGCAGAUGAACAAUGGUUCCAAUCCGAUGUUCGCGGAUAUCAAUGUCUAUGAUCUGUUUGUGUGGAUGCAUUACUAUGCCUCCAGAGAUGCUUUCUUGGAAGGUGGUGGCGUGUGGGCAAACAUUGACUUUGCCCAUGAGGCUCCUGGCUUUUUGCCUUGGCACAGGUUCUUUCUGCUGCUUUGGGAACGGCAAAUCCAAAAGGUGGCGGGCGAUGACAAUUUCACUAUUCCCUUUUGGGAUUGGAGAGAUGCCCAGCAGUGUGAGGUCUGCACUGAUGAGUUUUUUGGGGGUACACAUCCUACCGGCAACAACCUCCUCAGCCCAGCUUCCUUCUUCUCCUCCUGGCAGGUUAUUUGCAGUCAGCCGGAGGAGUAUAACCGCCUGAGAAUUUUGUGUAACGGCACAAAUGAAGGUCCCCUAUUGCGUAGCCCUGGAAACCAUGACACAAGCCGGACUCCCCGGUUGCCCACCUCUGCGGAAGUGGAGGCCUGUGUAUCCAUAACCGAAUAUGAGACUGGAGCCAUGGAUCGAUCUGCCAACCUCAGCUUCAGGAACACUUUAGAAGGGUUUGCUGUUCCAACAUCAGGAAUUGCGAGCAGAGGACAGAGCACAAUGCACAAUUCCCUUCAUGUCUAUCUGAACGGCUCCAUGUCCUCCGUUCAGGGAUCUGCAAAUGACCCCAUCUUUGUUCUUCACCACUCAUUCGUCGAUAGCAUCUUUGAACAAUGGCUCAGAAGACAUCAACCCUCAUUGGAUGUUUUCCCAGAAGCCAAUGCACCCGUUGGACACAAUCGGGCAUACAACAUGGUUCCAUUUAUUCCAUUGUAUACUAAUGGAGAGUUCUUUGUCCAGUCAAGAGACCUGGGUUAUGAAUAUGAUUACUUGGCAGAAUCAGCAAUUGGUUCCAUUGAAGACUUCCUGUUGCCCUAUUUGGAGCAAGCAAGACAAAUCUGGCAGUGGCUUGUUGGAGCGGCAUUGGUGGGAGGGUUGAUCACUGCUGUGAUUGCAACCAUUAUCAGCCUAAUGUGCCGGAAAAAAAGGAAACCCAUCUCAGAGGAGACCCGACCACUUCUCAUGGAGGCCGAAGACUACCACGCCACUUACCAAUCCAACCUAUGAUACAUGGGUGCCAGUUAAAUUUGAAGUAUUGACCUGUACUAGUGUGUUUGCAUAUCUACGUGUCGGCAAUUUUGUGGGCUAAACAAAUGUCUGGGAAAGUGGUCUACACUCCCCCACUGAAAAGGACAUCUGUGUUUUUGUUUAGGUUACACAAUAGCUGACUG
This is a messenger RNA of Nanorana parkeri, 1919 nucleotides long. RefSeq names its product tyrosinase (gene TYR). NCBI's taxonomy places the organism in Eukaryota, Metazoa, Chordata, Amphibia, Anura, Dicroglossidae. The transcript has 6 exons. Gene Ontology annotation, molecular function: tyrosinase activity. Bases 88 to 1755 code for a protein of 555 amino acids. Gene Ontology annotation, biological process: pigmentation; melanin biosynthetic process. The record is from RefSeq and is a predicted model, not a curated record.